AUGGCGAUGUUCGGGGCUGAUUCUAUCGCCGCAAAGCUCCUAGCAGUCCCGAUGAAAAUGUGGCCCUUCAUCCUCAUCGCUGUUGUAGCGUUCGCAGCAGUACGGCUCUUUCAAUCUUUGUCAAAGCAAGAUCCGAUUUCCAAGAUCCCACUUGUUGGCGGCGAAAUCGAGGAUGAGAGCACGAGGCGCAUGAUAUUUGCAAAGGGAGCAAAACAAGUAUACCAGGAAGGGUACCGCAAAUUCAAGAAUGGAUUGUUCCGAGUCUCUUCGCCCCGAGAAUCCACGGUCAUAGUUGUCUCGCCGCACUUCAUGAAGGAACUAAGCGCUCUUCCUGACGACCAAUUAAGCUUCCACGGGGCUUUGAAAGAAGUGAACCGUCUGAAUCCCAUUAUCGCCGAAGAAGUGGCCAUGGCUUUCCAAGAUGAACUCCCCCCCUGCAAGGACCUCACCAGGGUCCCAAUCAACCGCGCCCUCUGGAGGAUUGUUGCCAAGGUCUCGGGCCGCUUUUUCGCCGGCGCCGAGCUCGCGCGUUCCGAGGAAUACAUGGACAUGAGCAUCAACUAUACGCUGGAAAUCGCGGGCGCCGUGAAAGGUAUCGCUGCGAUCAAGCCAGAGGAGAGAGCGGCCAAGGCUCCAAGUCUCCCCCAGCUCCUACAGCUUCAGAAUCGGCGGAAGCGGACCCUCGAGUUUAUUCGCCCGCUGAUCGCUGCUCGCAAGAAGGCAAUGGCCGAGGAUAUAGAUUACCAGGCGCCCGACGACAUGAUCCAGUGGAUCCUCAACGGCGAGGGCAAGUACGGCAAGCUCUCUGUCGAGGAGCUCGCGGAGAUCCAGCUCUUUCUCAUUUUCGCCGCCAUCCACACUACCACCAUGACAACGAUCAACGCCUUUUACACGCUCGCCGCCAUGCCCGAGAUAGCCCCCGAGAUGCGCGACGAGAUCCGCGCCGUGCUAAUGGAGCAUGGCGAGUUUUCCACCCCUGCGCUGCAAAAGAUGGAGAAGCUCGACAGUUUCCUGCGCGAGGUCAUGCGCGUGUACCCGCUGUCGCUGUCCACGUUCCAGCGCAAGGUCUACAGGCCAAUCACCCUGUCGAGCGGCCAAUUCAUCCCCGCCGGCGCCAUCAUCGAGAUCCCCGCGCACAGCAUAGUCCACGACCCGGAGCGCUUCGACAGGCCCGGCGAGUUCGACGCGUUCCGCCACUGCCGGGCGCGGCGCAGUGCCGGCGUCGCGAGCCCCGACGGCGGGAAGAAGGCGCCGGGCGCAGGUGGUGCUGCCGCCAACCAGAUGGUCUCCACCAGCCUGAACAACUUGCCAUUUGGAUACGGGCGGCUGGCGUGUCCCGGACGGUUUUUUGCCGCGAAUGAGAUCAAGAUGAUUGUGGCGCGGGCGAUUCUGGAUUACGAGAUCCAGCUGGCAGACGGGGCUGCGGAGAGGUACCCGAAUAUCGAAUACAACGAGGCUAAUAUCCCCGACCCGUCCAAGGAACUAAUGUUCAAGCGGGUGCCUAUCUAA
Diaporthe citri is the source of this 1509-nucleotide messenger RNA. RefSeq lists its product as uncharacterized. Bases 1 to 1509 code for a protein of 502 amino acids. NCBI's taxonomy places the organism in Eukaryota, Fungi, Ascomycota, Sordariomycetes, Diaporthales, Diaporthaceae. Gene Ontology annotation, molecular function: iron ion binding; heme binding; oxidoreductase activity, acting on paired donors, with incorporation or reduction of molecular oxygen. The record is from RefSeq and is a predicted model, not a curated record. The transcript has 5 exons.